Messenger RNA from Labeo rohita (rohu), 5623 nucleotides. Its product is annotated as NACHT, LRR and PYD domains-containing protein 12. The transcript is spliced from 14 exons. Bases 561 to 4604 code for a protein of 1347 amino acids. The record is from RefSeq and is a predicted model, not a curated record. Lineage: Eukaryota; Metazoa; Chordata; Actinopteri; Cypriniformes; Cyprinidae. Gene Ontology annotation, molecular function: protein binding.
CUGCUCAGGAGCGGGAUACGAGAUUCGAGAUGGAGUGUUGAUUUAGUGUGCGUUAAAAGGCACUGCGCUUUGGCUUUUUUAAGAUCUGGGACAUUCUUGCGCACGCACUUUGUGCUCUCAAGUGGCCAAGACCGCAAGGAUAUUUGGACAGGGCAACUGACUGACAGCAUUUCGAACCAAUAGCAGUCCCGAGGGUUUGAGCGAAAAUGACAGACCGAGGAGGAGGAAAAAGAAAAACUGGGAGGGAAGUAACACUCCCACCUAAAAAUGUUUGUGACAAAGAAAGAAACAAACUAUCAUUCUCGAAUGAGUAUCAGCUAAAACAUUUUCAGCACAUUUCUUAUGUCUAAUGUCCAAAUCAUAGUUUUGGACUAUUAAGAGACCAUCGCAUCAAACGCUGAUAUGGAUCAGAGACAGAAAAGCAAGAACUGUGGUUUGUUUACACAAUGACAGGAAGACUACUGGAACCGAUAUAAACUUCAACGUGUGCAAGGCAAAACUGAAUCUUGAGACAUUUGGAGACAGUGCGAUUUUUGGCAAAAACCAGAGCUAAAAUCUUGAUGGAGACACAAAUGGAGGCUCCCGGUAAGGUGAGUCUAAGUGAGGAGGGAGAGAAGAGUGUUGUUGUUCAUUACCAGAACCAGAGAGCAGCAUCUCCAGAGCCCAGCUGUGUGUCUAUGAAGAGUGACGGAUCCAUGCGUCAUCCCCCUGAUCUCAGUGAUGAGACCUUUAACACCAGACAAAAGAGAAGUCAGACAGAAUCAUGUUCGGCAUCCUCCUGUGUGUCUAUGAAGAGUGAUGGAUCUAUGCGUCAUCCCCCUGAUCUCAGUGAUGAAGCAAUGACCACCGACCCUGUAAAUAAAAUCUUGAAGACGCAGAAAAACACCACCUCAAAAACGAGUCCCAGUGAGGUGAGAGAGGAUGGAGAUUUUGUUCAUUAUCAGAACCAGAGAGCAGCAUCUCUCGAGCCCAGCUGUGUGUCUUUGAAGAGUGAUGUAUCUAUGCGUCAUCCCCCUGAUCUCAGUGAUAGAACAGUGACUUCUGAUUGUGUUGUGGAUAGAGAUGAUCAGACUAAAAUCCUGACGCAGGUUCUUCACCAUCUAGUUGAUGAUGAACUACAGACAGUCAUAGAAAAACAUAAAAGCAGCAUGAAGAAAAAGUGUGAGAGCUUAUUUGAGCCAGUCAAACUACAAGAUAAUCAAACCCUCCUAAACAAGAUCUACACACAACUAUACAUCAUAGAGGGAGAGAGUGAAUGGGUAAAUGAAGAACACAAGGUUUUACAUGUUGAGAAAUCACCCAGAACACAACACUCACAAGAUACUCUAAUCUACUGUAACGAUAUCUUUAAACCAUUAACUGAACCAGGAUUUGACAAGAAAGACAAGUUAAAGGUUGUUCUUACUAAAGGCAUUGCUGGAAUUGGAAAAAGUGUCUCUGUGCAGAAGUUCAUUCUGGAUUGGGCUGAGGGAAAAGCUAAUCAGGAUAUAGAUUUUAUGUUUGUGCUUCCAUUUCGAGAGCUAAACUUGAUUCAAGAUGAUCAGUACAGUCUUCACAAACUUUUGCUUGACUUUCAUCCUAAACUUCAAGAACUGAACCCAAGGAUUUUUGAGGAGAGCGAAGUUGUGUUCAUCUUCGAUGGUCUGGAUGAAAGCAGAAUUACACUGAUGUUUUCAGACAAUGAGAAAGUUUCUGAUGUGACUCAGACUUCAACAGUGGGUGUGUUGAUAUCAAACCUCCUAAAAGGAGAACUGCUUCCCUCUGCUUUCAUCUGGAUCACCUCCAGACCAGCAGCAGCCGAACAGAUCCCUUCCAAGUACAUUAACCGUGUGACAGAAAUUCAGGGAUUUGAUGAGCCUCAGAAGGAGGAAUAUUUUAGGAAGAGAAUCAGUGAUGAGGAUCAAGUUAGCAGAGUUAUAUCUCAUAUUAGAAAAGCAAGAAGCCUCCACAUCAUGUGCCACAUACCAGUCUUCUGUUGUAUCUCAGCCACUGUUCUUGAGAAAAUUCUGAAACAAGGUACAGAAAUACCACAAACUCUGACUGAAAUGUACAUCCACUUCCUGCUCAUUCAGACAAGCAUGAAGAAUCAGAAGUAUGAAGAGGGAGAUACACAGAAGCUUAUGCAGUCCAACAGAGAAGUGAUUGUGAAACUUGGUGAACUGGCUUUCAAACAGCUGAUGAAGGGUAAUGUCAUGUUCUAUGAGGAGGACUUGAGAGACUGUUGCAUAGACAUCACUGCCGCCGUGUAUUCUGGGAUUUGCACUGAGAUCUUUAAGCAGGAAUCUGUGAUUCAGCACAGAAAAGUGUACUGCUUCAUACAUCUGAGCUUUCAGGAGUUUCUAGCUGCUUUCUAUGUGUUUUUCUCCCAUUUGAUGAAGAACAUGGAGCCAUUGCAGUUGUUUCUACAUGAAGAAUGUGAACAUUCUGAAAAUAAGCAAGAGCGGUCUCGGAGAAACGCUUUGUGUGAACUACUAACUUCAGCUGCCACUAAAACUCUUAAGAAUAAAAAUGGACACCUGGAUCUUUUUCUGCGGUUCCUGCUAGGCAUCUCACUGGAGUCCAAUCAGAGACUCUUACAGGAUCUACUGACAUACACAGAGAACAGCUCAGAAACCAUCAAAGAAACCGCACAGUACAUUAAAGACAGAAUCAAUUGUUAUAAUCUCUCAGCUGAUAGAUCCAUCAGUCUGUUUCUCUGUCUACUAGAAGUGAAUGAUCAGACUCUGUGCACAGAGAUUCAGGAGUUUGUAAAAUCAGACCAACACUCAGAGAAGAGACUCUCUCCUGUUCACUGCUCAGCAAUAGCCUACAUGUUUCAGAUGUCAGAAGAGGUGCUGGAUAAGUUUGAGCCUACAAAAUACAACACAUCAUAUGAGGGGAGAUGGAGACUGAUACCAGCUGUAAUGAACUGCAAAAAAGCUCUGCUCGCUGGAUGCUGUCUCUCUAAUCAGCACUGUGAAACUGUGUGUUCAGCUCUACAAUCAUCAAAUUCCUAUCUGAGAGAGCUGGACAUGAGUAACAAUGACCUGCUGGAUUUAGGAGUGAGGCUGCUCUGUGCUGGACUGAAGAAUUCACACUGUCAUCUCAACAUAUUGAGACUUGCUGGAUGUCGUCUAACUGAUAGCCACUGUGAACAUUUGUCAUCAGCUAUACAAUCCCCAAACUCCCGUCUGUGUGAGUUGGACCUGAGUAACAAUGUCCUUCAGAAUUCUGGAGUGAAGCUACUCUGUGCUGGACUGGAGAAUUCCUACUGUCAACUAAACAUACUGAGACUUGCUGGAUGUUGUCUCUCUGAUCACCACUGUGAAAGUUUGUCUUCAGCUCUACAAUCAUCAAACUCUUGUCUGAGAGAACUGGACCUGAGUAACAAUGACAUACAUGAUUCAGGAGUCAAGCUACUCUCUGCUGGAUUAAAGAAUGCGCACUGUCAGCUGAACAUACUAAGAUUGGCAGGUUGUAGACUGACUAGUCAAUGUUGUGAAAGUUUAUCGUCAGUUCUACAAUCAUCAGACUCCCAUCUGAGAGAGCUGGACUUGAGUAACAAUGACCUGCAGGAUUCAGGAGUGAUGUUGCUUGCUGCUGGACUGGAGAGUUCACAAUCACCAGUGAAGACGCUAAGAUUGGUCAUCUGUAAUCUCACGGAUCUAUGCUGUGAAAGUUUGUCUUCAGCUCUACAGUCACCAAACUCCUGCCUGAGAGAGCUGGACCUGAGUAACAAUGACCUGCAGGAUUCAGGAGUAAAGCUACUCUGUACUGGACUGAAGAGUACACAGUGUCAACUGAACAUACUAAGAUUGUCUGGCUGUAAGAUGACCGAGGAAAGUUGUCGUUAUGUGUGUUCAGCACUGACUUCGAAUCCCUCACACCUGAGAGAGCUUGAUCUAAGCUACAAUCACCCAGGAGAAUCAGGAGUCAAGCUGCUGACUGAUACACUGAACAAUGCACUGGACAAUCUGAAUGUGGAUCAUGGAGGGGAGCUCAGGAUUGCAGCAGGACUACAGAAAUAUGCCUGGGAUCUCACGCUAGAUCCAAAUACAGCAAACAGCCAUCUAAUUCUUUCUGAGGAGAACAGAAAGGUGACAUAUGUGGAAGAAAGUCAGUCAUACCCUGAUCACGCAGAGAGAUUUGAUGGAUGGCCUCAGGUUCUCUGUAGAGAGAGCCUGUCUGGACGCUGCUACUGGGAGGCUGAAUGGAGCGGAUAUGCUGUUACAUCAGUGGCAUAUAUAGGAAUCUGCCGAAAAGGAUGGAAUGAAUUCUCUGAGUUUGGAUAUAAUAGGAACAACAGAAAUUCCUGGAGUCUGAUCUGCUCUGACAGUUUUAUUGCCUGUCAUGAUAAUAAGGAAACUGUCAUACACGUCCCUCCAUGCUCCUCUAAGAGAAUAGGAGUGUAUGUGGAUUGGUCGGCUGGUACUCUGUCCUUCUACAGUGUCUCUAACACACUCACACAUUUGCACACAUUCACAUCCACAUUCACUGAGCCUCUUUAUGCUGGAUUUGGGGUUUAUCGUUCAAACUCCUCAGUGGCUCUAUGUGACAUUAAAAAGCCUUACACACAUCUGACUGAAGUAAAUGUGAAGGCCUGUUUAUCUUCACACAAAAGCUGAUUUAUCUUUCACACAGUAAAUUAGAAUGUAAUUUAUGUAUUAUAUAUCCCAUGUAAAAAUGAACAAAGUUUAUGAUUAGCAAUGAUACCAGUAGUUCAAUGUAACAGUUUAUCUGUAGCAUUUACCUCAAAGGGAAAUAUGUUUAAACAUUUCUGAAUAAAAAUCAGCGGUAAGAAUUAAAUGAUGCAGCAGUAUUAAAAUUACAGUCAACUCUUCUGUUUGUCCAGUGUAAUCGUCUAUCAAAUGUCUGUUUUUACUGUAUACAGUACUACUCAUAGCAUGUAGCAAGUCAAGUUCAGAUUGUUUAAGAUUGAUUGUCAACUCAGGAUUUAGGGAGUAUGUCAGAUAAGAGAGGCACAGAAAAUGUGCAAGGGGCCAGAUCCAUCCCAGAGCUAGUGCUACACGAGCUUUUGUGCUUAAAAAGUAUAAAAAAAAAUUGUAUGACCUCACAAAUGCUCUACUAGAUUAAUGGGCAAAAAUCACCACAGAAACUCCAAAAUUUUGGGGAAAGCCUUCUCAGAAGAGUGAAAGCUGUUAUGGCUGUUAAAGGGGAGAACAACUCCAUAUUAAUGUCAAUGUAUUUAGAAUGCAGUGUCAUUAAGGUCCCAAUUUGUAUGUGUGUAUAAGCACGAGGGAAGGCACUGCCACCUAAUGGGUACUCCUGGCAGCAGCCUAACAUUAAAACUGACCAUGGUGUUUCUUAUUUGUCUGACAAAAUUUGUUAGCAUACCUGGUUAAAAAAAAGUUUCCUCUUACCACUGCGAUAUACAUAAAAUGUAUAUAUUUGCCACAAUAUAUGUUGUCAUACCAUACUGAACUGAACUGGCAACACAACAAAAUCAUACAGUUGUGUUUUUAUCUUUAUUUACUCACUGUGUCUGACAUCCACAGACUCUUAUUUUGAUGAUAUUUCUGCUCCAGAAAUACUAUUCCCUACUUACCUUGUGUAUGUCUAGCUAUGUUGUUUUUCUCCAGUUUGUCUGAAGUUUUUCUUGCGCACCAAGAAAAGAAACAAGAAA